UAACACUACUGUAAACCUACAAUGACGAUAAACUACGUGGUAAUGACGGAGCUACCAUCAAGCUUGCACUCCCCACAUCAAAAGCAGCCGAUAUUUCUCUCUCAAGACCUGGUAUAUCCAUGAUCAUGACCAUGAAUCUCCUCCAAGAUGAACACAUCCGUCACCAUCCACCACGGCCCCUCUGAAACGAUCCCACCCACCGCAUCCCCCGGCCUCCUCUUCCUCCAACGCUUCCUCCCCGCCGCCGACUCCCUCGACCCAAAGAACCACAGCAUUCGCCCCUUCUUCACCCCAGACGCCCCCAUCCUCAUCGGCAGCAACCCCCCAACAACAGCCUCGGACGCCGUGCCCCUCCUCCAAGUCCGCGGCCGCCAUAUCGCCCACUUCCAUCACGACGUCCACCUCGCCUGGGACAUGGACCUAGCCCGAGAAAGAGCCGCUAAAGAUGCCACUACCACUAUGCCCUCGACAGUCUCCCGGGACGAAAACUCCCUCUACGCACCGCUUGCCAGCGGCGUUCGGCUUAAACGCACGGUCAUGUUCGAGGCUACCUCGGAAACGAUCUUCAAGAAUGAUCCGGACCAGUUCCCGGUGAAGGUACGGGAGUUUAAUAUCCUUGAUUUGGAGGGGAGUAGUCCAGACGACUUGCAGAUCGUGGAGAUGAGGGUUUUUCUGGAUUCGAGGCCCGUACAGGCUCGCGCUGCGAGGUUGCAGACGGAGUCUGCUUUUGGGGGUGGGGCCACGCAGGAGGCGCCCGCUUAGAGGAGGUUUUUAUGGAGGGGAUAGGUGGGUAUAUCCUUCACA
This is a messenger RNA of Penicillium brasilianum, 804 nucleotides long. NCBI's taxonomy places the organism in Eukaryota, Fungi, Ascomycota, Eurotiomycetes, Eurotiales, Aspergillaceae. The record is from the annotation of a GenBank genome assembly.